Corticium candelabrum is the source of this 1923-nucleotide messenger RNA. Its product is annotated as tripeptidyl-peptidase 1-like. The transcript is spliced from 14 exons. Gene Ontology annotation, molecular function: tripeptidyl-peptidase activity; serine-type endopeptidase activity. NCBI's taxonomy places the organism in Eukaryota, Metazoa, Porifera, Homoscleromorpha, Homosclerophorida, Plakinidae. The record is from RefSeq and is a predicted model, not a curated record. Gene Ontology annotation, biological process: proteolysis; central nervous system development. Bases 16 to 1653 code for a protein of 545 amino acids.
AUCAUUGAUAUCAACAUGCGUUUCUCUUAUUCUUUAUUGUUUGUCCUGUGUGCAUCACUAUGGGUCGUUUCUGCCACUAGAGUUUAUUUAGAACUCGAGCAAAGCGUCGGCCCUCAUUCUAGAAGCGGUUGGCGCGUCGUGAGGCGUUGUUUUCCGCACGAUUUCGUGACUCUCACGUUUGCGUUGAAACUGCAGAAUGUGGAGACUUUGGAGAGAAACUUUUGGGACAUUUCGACGCCAGGGAGUGUGCGCUAUCGACAGCAUAUGUCGUUGGCCGACGUGCAGGCUCUGACGGCGCCUGGCGAGGAGGCUAGACGAGGCGUGGAGGCGUGGCUGAGAGGCGUGGGUGUGGACGUGGGUGGGGCGUGUCGGGCUACUGGUGAUUUCUUGGAGUGUUUGGUUUCGUGCCGGACAGCGGAGCAGUUGUUAGAUACCCGUUUUUUUCGAUAUGAGAAUGAGUACAAUGAAACGGUGAUGAGAGCUGAUAAGCUCUACUCUGUGACGUCUGAUGUAUCACCAUUUCUUGACUUCGUUGGUGGAACGCACCGAUUUCCAAGCAGACGAUUGUCUCCUCAUUUUUCAUCUCCGAAAGGCCUCUUUGUUACACCCAGUGUACUGAGACGACAAUACAAUGUCUCAGACAAUGUGGGCAACGUGGACAGCAACAAGCAAUGUGUGGCACAGUUUUUGAAUCAGCAUUUUUCUGAACUCGACUUGAAAGAAUUCUUUUUGCUCUAUGGAGAAUCGUUUACACACAAAAACAGCGUCGACAAGGUGAUUGGCCCAGACUCGGGACUUUCCGGAGGAGAGGCAUCACUCGACGUUGAAUACAUCAUGAGUCUAGGGGCAAAUAUUUCGACUUGGUUUUGGAGCACACCCGGACUUCACGAUCAUCAGGAGCCGUUUCUUGAGUGGAUUAUUGCAGUUGGCAAUACAAGUGAUGCACCUAAUGUUAUCAGUGUGAGCUAUGGAGAUGACGAGGAUUCGCUCUCUGUUAGCUACAUGGAGAGAAUAAACCAAGAGUUUAUGAAACAGGGAGUCCGAGGGAUAUCCAUACUGUUUGCUAGCGGAGAUUCUGGUGCUGGUUGCAAAGACGACACAGUUUUUGUGCCCAAUUUCCCUACCAGCAGUCCAUAUGUGACUUCAGUGGGAGGAACAGAAUUUUCAGGGGUAUUUUCAAAUGGAGAGGUUGGAAAUUACAUCAGUGGAGGAGGAUUUUCCAAUGUCUUCUCGUGCCCCGGCUACCAGCAAAUUGCAGUCCAAAACUUCUUAAACAGUUCAAAGCAUCUGCCUGAUGCCAAGUUUUUCAACAAGACUGGACGUGCUUAUCCGGAUAUCUCAGCAUUGUCUGAUGGUUUUCUAGUCAUCGCUGACCUUCUCCCAACAAUUGCUGCUGGAACUUCGUGUGCAUCUCCAACGGUAGCCGGGAUCGUAGCAUUGGUGAACGAUCGGCUCCUACAUGCAGGAAAACCUGUUCUAGGCUUCCUCAAUCCACUACUUUACCAACAUCAAGAUGCAAUGAAUGACAUCACAGACGGCUGCAAUGGUGGUUGCGAGGGUACUGGGUUUUGCUCUCAAUCUGGAUGGGAUCCUGUCACCGGCAACGGUGUUCCAAAUUUUCCCGCUUUCUUAAAGGCUGCUCUCAGUGUCUGAUUGCUAACAUCAGUCAAUGAUCUGGGUGACAUGAAUAUUGGUGUCUGUGACGUUCUGUAUUGGAUUAACUGUGUCUCAUUGUUUACCUGCUGGUUUAGUAUGUGACUGUUGUUUGUUUACCGAAUCCUGUUGGUAGGCUAUCACGUUUGAUGCCUUUGUUGGUGAUCUUUAUCGUGAGAUCCUAUAGAUUAUAUGAAAACGUGGUAACCUGUGGCAUUUGAGUGCCCUGAAUUGUGUGUGUGCAAUACUGGAACGUGAGAAAUAAUUGUG